Fusarium graminearum PH-1 is the source of this 336-nucleotide messenger RNA. RefSeq lists its product as uncharacterized. The transcript has 2 exons. Bases 1 to 336 code for a protein of 111 amino acids. The record is from RefSeq and is a predicted model, not a curated record. Lineage: Eukaryota; Fungi; Ascomycota; Sordariomycetes; Hypocreales; Nectriaceae.
AUGGAUGAUCAUCGAACGAUUGACAGCAGCAAAAAGAAAGCAUGGACAACGCUAAAAAAGAAAUCCCCGGGAAGUCAAUCUUGCCCAAUGCAACCUGGCAAAUGCAGGACGGGAAAAAGACUAUCUCGAAGCUCCGUCUUUUCAGUCAAGCAGACACGGAUUGGAUGGGCUAGCUACGGCAUGAGGGAGAGAGUGUGUGGUGACACGAGAGAUGGUUUCGUGCAUGUAGGACAGGCCAGAGGAGGUGACACAGAGUACCUACAGAGGGGUGGUUUAAUCUGGUAUGCAACAAUUAGCUCAACUGUCAGCAUUAGCAUCUGCAUCUGCAUCUUCUAG